This is a messenger RNA of Trichoplax adhaerens, 1974 nucleotides long. RefSeq lists its product as uncharacterized. The transcript is spliced from 8 exons. The record is from RefSeq and is a predicted model, not a curated record. Bases 1 to 1974 code for a protein of 657 amino acids. NCBI's taxonomy places the organism in Eukaryota, Metazoa, Placozoa, Uniplacotomia, Trichoplacea, Trichoplacidae. Gene Ontology annotation, biological process: proteolysis. Gene Ontology annotation, molecular function: metalloendopeptidase activity; zinc ion binding.
AUGAUGUUGAAAAGAUCAUCUUUGCGGGUAUUACUUGUGAUUGUCCUUGCCGUUGUAGUUUUGACAUGGCAAGAUGGCGUAGAAGCAAGAACUGGUCCUAGACCACAUCGAAAACUAAGUAACAUUUUAAGCAAAACCAGUCAUCAUUCAUGGAUGACCUCCAACAGCUUCGGAACCAAAGUCCUCAAUCGCUAUUUGAACUACUUUGAUGAUAUAUUGAAAGCUAAAUGCAUCACACAAAAAGGAACCAAAUUUCGCUUCAGUAAACGAUGGUAUGAUUUUUUUCGACGAUUUUGGCGUUUACGCAAGAGAAGACAAUUCAAAUUCUUCCCUCAUACAAAAUUCAGUACAAACGAGAAAUUUCGCAAUCGAACGUUCGAUAAUUUCUGUUACGGCUCUUUACUCGAUUUAAGUAACGCAGAAUUCAUUUAUUCCAAGAUCGAUGCUGGCAAUAAAAAACGCGGCCGAAAGAUUAAAUACUCCUUAUGGGAAGGUGAUAUUUUAAUACCUGAUACAACUAUGGAUGCAUUCUUAGAGAUCGUAAAGAAAAAUUCAAGUAAAUCCGGCACUCGAGCAGAUUUUGAUAUACAAACUGGAAUAAGUGGCUCUUUGUGGACUGAUAAUAUAGUCCCGUAUCAGUUUGCUUCUGGCUAUUCCCAAACUGAUCAGCAAAAUGUUAAAGCAGCAAUGCAACGUGUGGAAUCUCAAACUUGCGUCAAAUUCGUUCCUAGAACCACAGAAAUCAACCAUAUUGUGAUCAACGCACUGACAGGCUGUUCAUCACUUAUUGGAAUGCAUUCAGGAGCACAAACUUUAUCCCUUGAUAAUUAUUGCGCAUCUCAACCGGGCAUCAUCGAACACGAAUUGGCUCAUACUUUAGGAAUGCACCAUACGCAUUCCAGAGUCGAUCGCGACGAUUACGUCGCUGUUAAUUUCAGCAAUAUUAGUCCAAAAUUAUUACACAAUUUCAACAUUUAUCCUAAUGUCCAUUCGGAUCCACUUAGCAUCGAAUAUGAUUACUUUUCGGUCAUGCACUAUAGCGAGAGCGACCAUGCCAUAGAUGACGAUAUACCUGUAAUUGAUCCACAUGUUGAACAAGCAAGCAUCGGACAACGUGAUGGUAGCAGUUACUUAGAUUAUGUCACGAUUAAUCAAAUGUAUGAUUGCUACGACAAAACUCCUCAUUACUGGCCUAUGGAUGAAAUCGAUGAAACGAAUGGUUACAUCUUGGGUAGCGAUCUUAUCUAUCCUCCUCCUGCUAGUACUCGAAGUUCUGAAUAUUUGUUAGGCCUAGAUGUUGGUUAUAAACUUAGUGCAUUACGCGUUCGCGGUGCUGAUUCCUUUGCCGACAUCGGCUCUUAUCCAAAUAAAUGUGUGGUUGAUCCUGAAUUUUGCAGCAAUGGCUUAACUGUAGCUUUCUGGUAUAAGUUCGACACUGCAACAUUACCAACGCCAACCUACUUGAUAUCAACCAUGAACGAGAAUUUACUUAUUGAUGCGGAUCGCGGCUAUGAAAUAGUAGUCAAUCGUGCCUUUAAUGAUAAACUCCUCUUUAGAAUCUCUAUUGUCCAACAAACAACUUGCUAUAUUGGAUCAACUUUACCUUUCGGUGAUUACAUCAACGAUAACUGGGGUCAUUUUGCUUUCACUUGGGAUGCAACAAUAGGUGUUCAAAUGUACGUCGAUGGAGUUAGCCAAGGCUUUUCUGUCCCAUGUGGAAUUUUAGGUUCUUCAUUUAGUGUUGACGAGAAAAAUCCAUCAUUAAUCAUUGGAAAACCUGCUAGUUUACCUGAUAAUCAAUAUAAUACUGACUUUUAUAUGGAUGAUUUGGUAAUAUGGGAGAAAUCCUUGAGUAGCAAUGAAAUUAAUAGCAUAAGAAAUGGCGGUCCUUAUCACGAUAUGCCGAGUAAUGUCGGCAGCCUUGGCAGAAGAGAGAUUGUUAUAGGAACUGUGGCCGGUUACACGGAAUUGUAA